Molecule: messenger RNA, 1479 nt
Organism: Pelobates fuscus (common spadefoot toad)
Lineage: Eukaryota; Metazoa; Chordata; Amphibia; Anura; Pelobatidae
Product: somatomedin-B and thrombospondin type-1 domain-containing protein-like
Exons: 5
Coding region: 241-1008 (255 amino acids)
Source: RefSeq, a predicted model, not a curated record
GCUUGGCUAUUAGUUUCUCACUUUGGACACAUGCUCCACCUCUGCGACUAAUUGGGUUCAUGCUCUGUAUGUCCUGACAGUGCCCUGCUUGAUGCCCCACACCAUGCUGUCUCGCCCAUCCAGUCUUUAGAAUAAGUCAGUACACCCCUCGGUGCCCCUUGCAUUGUGCCCCACUGCCAGCCCCCGCCACCUCUGCCAUCCAGUAAUCCCCGUCACCUGACCCUGGAUGCCCCUACCGGGAUGCAGCUGCGAAGCUCCGGGCUGUGGCUGCUUCUGUUCGCCGUGUGGGCUGUGCAGGUGCCUGGGGGCCAGUCAGUGUGCGCCAGGCGAGGGCCCCCCAGGUGCUGCACGGGUCGGAACAACGCAUGUACCGGGGUGAGUCCAGCCGGUACCACGUGUUACUGUGAUACUUACUGUCACCGGAGCGCAGACUGCUGUGAGGAUUACCGCGGGCAGUGCGGGGGGAGCGUUUCCAACUGUGUAGUAGGCCCUUGGGGCAUGUGGAGCGAGUGCAAUUCCCGCUGUGGGAUUGGGAGCAGGGAACGUGCACGGCAGGUGAUUGUGCCCCCUAGAAGUGGAAGAAACCCCUGUCCAGACCUUAGGCAGCGGCGUGGCUGCUAUGGAGAGGAUCCCUCUUGUCAUACUUCUAAAGAGGUGGCCAAGAUUUUACCAGACUCCUUCAAAAGGGAUUUCAGGGACCCCUGGAGAAGACAUCAUGCCAAAACACCAGCGAGAACCUCAAGUUACUGUGUGUAUUUCCGUAUGAAGCAUGUGGGCCCGGUCUGUCGCCUUCAAGGGUGGAGCAGACAGUUGAUGCAAGAACAAUUGGUGUGUGUGGAAUGCCAGGCCGAAGCUGUGGCGAGCAAUGGUCGAUGCUUGGGGGAUGGAUUGGCUGGAACCAGGACAUUCUGGACUGCUGCCUCUCUUCCGGGCUGCCAGGGAUCCUGGGUGCAAGAGGAUCUACGUGAGGACUGUACAUGCCAACUGCUUUCCUUCCUCUUUGUAUGAUGAUGCAGAGCCCUAAAGACUAAGGAAUGCAGUGGACUGCCUUAGUGCUAGUGAUAAUGCACACCAGGCUGACCAAUAAUCUCUAAUGCACAGGGCACCAGAAGCCACCAUGUUUAGUAAAGCACAAAGCUAGAUUACUUACCUCUCAGAUAUCUACCUCUGCAAUAUGCUUCCAGGAGGAAACAUCCUUACAUUUUUAAAAAUGAUUAUUUCCAUGUUGUGUGAAAUGUAUUUCUAGCUAUGGAUAUCUCUGGUCUAGUGUUUGAGGUGGCUGGCAACUUCACUCUCGGGAGUCUUUGCAGCAUGUUUUUGCUUUUUUCCCCUGAAAAUGUAUGUCAAGAUGUACUUCACAAAACAUAUAUGCAAAUUAAUUUAGUAACUGCAAUUAGGUAGCUUUAUAGAAUGCUGGAGAUGUCAUGACAUCACAAAUGGGGAAGCACUGGUGGUCACAUGAAAUGGACACACCAGGCC